Molecule: messenger RNA, 2438 nt
Organism: Marchantia polymorpha subsp. ruderalis
Lineage: Eukaryota; Viridiplantae; Streptophyta; Marchantiopsida; Marchantiales; Marchantiaceae
Source: the annotation of a GenBank genome assembly
GCCGAACCCCAAUGGGGUGCAGCAGCAGCGGUGCAGCAGAAAGAGAGGAAGGCGGUCGAGCUGGGGCGUGGGAGCAGAAUCGGGCUCGGCUCAUGGUGGGGAAUUAGAGGCUGGGCGGGGCGGGGCUGGGCGGGCGGGCCAUCGGAGGUCUUGGAGCCGAUGGCUAGUCGAGGCUGGCCCCGGCGGCCGGGCCGCGGGAGCGCGAGCUGGAGCUGGAGAUGGAGGCGAGCGAGCGAGCGUAGUGUAUGUCGUAUGAGGCCCGAAGGCGCCCCGGCUGGACUGGCUGGCUGGCUGGCUCUCUACGAAGAAUAGAAGCGUGGGGCAGUAAUGGUGGAAAGAGAAGAGAAUAGAAGAGAGCAGAAGUUGGGCCAGUUAGAGAGAGAGAAAUGGGGGCAGGAGCAGCACGCUUGAGAUCGCCGGCACGAGCAGCAGAGUAUAUCUGUGGGGAUUGAAUGGGAGCAAGGGGAGGCACUGUAGUUAUGGAGCGCGUAGUCUAGCGCUCGCAGCUUAGCUGCUGCCCCCCUUUGCUUAUCAUGACGCCUAAUGAUUCCGCUGAGUAUAUGAAGUGUGGAUUUUGAAUCCUCAGAUGCAGCAUCCUGCCUACUCAAUCACCUCUUCUUACUGCCCUCCAUGCCAAGAGCGUGAGAGAGAAGACGUGAGCCAGAAGAGAUAGAGCUAGGCCUCCCCUCCGAUCCUCCUUCCCUGGGGAUUGUCCUGCGGUGUCCUGCCCAUCCUCCUCCCUUUGGCUUGGGAAUGCGCUAAACCUUCCGUGCUUCUUUUGACGCAAGCGCACACUUGCUCCGGAGUACGGUACCUGUGUCGUCUUAUAUCUAGUGUGGAUCUAUUACGAGCCAAUUGUCUCUCUUACGAAAGAGGGAGAGCUGGGAUCGCGCUGGGAGCUGUUUGUCCGAGGACCGCCUAGGCAGGGAGAAACGGUGCCGAGGUUGCUCUUUACCAGUGCUAAAGAACUAGUUGCUCUACACUGAGCGGCAGACGCAGGAAGUUCUGAUGGGGACGGUAGUCCCUACACGGCAGGUGACAGGGGAGGUUCUCGUUAGAAAUUUUGAUAAAACCACUGACGUGGAGAAGGUGCUGGCUCUUGAGCAAACAUGCGAGGCCGGAGACAAUGCCAAUGAUAUGACGCUUCUGCAAGAUUUGCUCGGAGACCCGCUCUCCAGGGUCCGGCAUUAUCCAUCGUAUUCUAUGAUGGUUGCUGAAGUCGAUCAGGAAAUUGUAGGCGUGGUGAGAGCUGGAAUCAAGACGGUUGUUUGUGGGAAGAGCGGGGCCAAGUCUGUGCAGUCGGGUAGCCGCAGUCGCACCCAUUUGCAAGAUGUCCCAAUUUACGCAAAGGCUGCGUACCUGUUGGGCCUGCGGGUUUCUCCCGCUCACAGAAGAAUGGGUAUUGGACUUAAACUAGCCAUGAAAAUGGAGGAGUGGUGCAAAGAGCAAGGUGUGGAAUAUAUGUACUUCGCGACCACGAAAGAUAAUGCGCCGUCAUUGAACCUGUUCACCGAUCGUCUGCAGUACACUCCGUUCAGAUACCCAGCUCUUCUUGGUCAUCCCAUCUGGCAUCACUCGGUCCGCUUGCCGUCGCACAUCGAAGUGACCAAGCUCAGCGUGGAGGCGGCUGUGGCCAUGUACCGGUCCGUAAUGAACACGGAAGAGUUUUUCCCCGAGGACAUUGAUAAGAUCUUGAAUCACAAGCUGUGCGCCGGCACGUGGGUGGCCACGCUGAGGGAGGAUCGACAUUCAGGUCUAUGCUGCGGAGGAUCUUGUAGGGUGAGCGAGAACAUGGGAACAAUUGAAUCGUCAUUUGCGCGGAGCGACGACGGGCGACCGAUGCCUAAAUCGUGGGCGGUGCUUAGCUUAUGGAAAUGCAACGAAAUUUUUAGCUUCCAAGUAAAAGGGGUGCCAUUGUAUAAGCGGACGGGUGCUUUAAUUUCUCGGUGCUUGGACAAGGCCCUGCCGUGGUGUAACAUACCAUCCUUCCCCAACGUGUUCAACCCGUUCGGGUUGCAAUUUUUGUUCGGCCUGCACGCGGAGGGUCCGAAGGGACCCGAGCUGUUUAGAAGCCUUUGUCGACACGCGCACAAUGUGUCGAGGAAGGACGGAUGCCAAGUUUUGUUGACUGAGGUGGGCGCAACGGAUCCUCUCAGGCAAAGCAUUCCCCAUUGGGAGAAGUUCUCGUUCGCCGACGAUGUGUGGUGUGUUAAAAACCUUGUAAAGUUAGCCGAUAACGGCGGGGAUAGUGAUCGCAGUAGGAAGGUAGGCGCAGAGUUGGAUCGAAGUAGCUUCGACUGGUGCAGGGUGCAGUGCCCUCCUGCGUCCACCAUGUUCGUAGAUCCAAGAGAUGUUUAGGCCGGGCUUCAAUUCCCUCAGUUCCUUGUAAAAAUACUAAAGCGUUGUAUACUACCCACUGUUUUGCAUCGGGCUUCUGC